Messenger RNA from Brassicogethes aeneus, 1192 nucleotides. The record is from the annotation of a GenBank genome assembly. NCBI's taxonomy places the organism in Eukaryota, Metazoa, Arthropoda, Insecta, Coleoptera, Nitidulidae.
AAUAGUGUAAUUUUGUUUUUAAGUAAUUUAGUUCUCAAAAAUGUAUGCGAUUAAAAACCUACCUCAAGUCAUGAGACUUGAAAAAAAUCAAGAAUUUUUGGGUUACACAUCUUAUAGUAUAACCAAACCCGGAGAUAAUCUGGGCAGUUCAAUUUUCGGUAUCAAAGUCAGGGUGAAAAAUUUGGAAACUAAAAAAGAAGAAUUUGUUGAUGCUGUGGUCAAAACACCUGCUCAAGAUGAAUUAAUACGGUAUAUAUUUAACUCAGAAGUAACAUUUAGAAAUGAGAUAGAAUUCUACAGAAAUAUUAUGCCGAUGUUAACAAGAUUUCAGCAGGAAAAUAAUAUGGAUUCUUCAGAAUAUUAUGUUAAAUAUCUUGGUGCAAGAUUGAAUUUAAAAAACAAUGAGGACGUUGAUACAAACGCUGUCUUACUGAUGGAGAAUUUGGCUUUAGGUGGUUAUAAAAUGAAGAAUAGAAAGGUUGGUUUUAACUUGGGUGAAGCAAAAGUUAUUGUUAAAAAUAUGGCGGAUUUUCAUGCAACAACUUUGAGUUAUAAGAUGAAAAAUCCAGAGAAUUUUAACAGUAAAAUAAAACCCUUUUUGGACGGUACGAUUUUUGAAUGUAGAGAUGGUAUCAAGGGUAUACUAUAUGAGAAAAAUAAGAACCUUGCUUUGGAAAUUGUUGGUAAUAACGAUAAGGAUUUGUUUGAAAGAGUUAAACAUAUUAUUGAAGAAGAUUUUCUUCCUGAUGGAGAGUUAUUUUCCACGAUUUGUCACUAUGAUUUUUGGGUCAACAAUAUUAUGGUAAAUAAAUCGGAAUGUAAAUUUCUGGACUUUCAAAUAUGUCGUUACUUAUCGCUGAUCAAUGAUUUAAUAUUUUUCUUAUUGACAAGUGUGGAAAAUGAUGUUGUUGUGGAGAAUUUUGAUGACUUGAUUCAACUUUAUUACGAUGUGUUUAUUAACAUUUUAAAGAAGUUUCAGUGUGAUACAAGUCAAUUUUCCUUUGAGGUUUUCGAACAGGAAUUAUCAUUUUGCAGCAAAAGGGAAUUUCUGCACUCCAUUUCAAUGCUCUUCAUUAUAUUUGCCGACGUCAAACUACCAAUGGACCUAAAUGCACCGAUUGAACCGUCUAAAAAUCACCUAGAAAAAUUCCACGUAAUUUUAACUAUAUACCAGAAAAAAGGCUGGUUGUAA